CACUUCCUGUCCCACAGUACAUGUGCGCUGGAUGCUCUGCGGUCUAUAUCUCGCUGUUUGCCCUCUGUCGACUUCCUGUAUCUGCAAACGUACGCAGUGUUUGAGUGUCGCGCGGACGAAAAAAAGGCGCGCUCGGAACCGCAAUGCUGCGCGUGAAGAGCCGCAUUCAGUUCUCCUCGCUGGGCAUCGCCGCCACGCGCCUCUUUGCGUCGGGAGCCCCGGCGAACCCGGUCGUUUAUUUUGACAUCGCGGCGGACAACCAGCCGCUGGGCAGGGUCACCUUCCAGCUGAAUGCAGACGUGGUUCCCAAAACAGCAGAGAACUUUCGAGCCCUUUGCACAGGAGAACAUGGCUUUGGGUACAGAGGAUCUACGUUCCACAGAGUGAUCCCUCGCUUCAUGUGCCAGGGAGGAGAUUUUACUAAUCACAAUGGAACUGGAGGAAAGUCCAUCUAUGGACCUAGAUUCCCUGAUGAGAACUUCAAGUUGAAGCACACAGGGCCAGGUGUCUUGUCAAUGGCGAAUGCUGGUCCAAAUAGCAAUGGAUCUCAGUUCUUCAUUUGCACCACGAAGACUGAAUGGCUGGACGGCAGGCAUGUCGUGUUUGGCCACGUGAAGGAGGGAAUGGACGUGAUCUCCAAAGUGGAGUCAUACGGCUCCCAGUCUGGGAGCACCUCCAAAAGGAUCACCAUCGCAGACUGCGGAGAGCUAAAGUAAUUGUGUGUCGUGUCCUCAGCAGACUUACACCUACUGUGAAUGCAGAAAAAGGCGGUUUUACCACAUGAACAGGAUCAAAUGCUUAAACUGGACUCUGAUCAUUCCCAUCAGGAGGGAAAGAAAAUUGUACCUCUUCUUAUUUUCUACCUUCAUAAGUCUGUUAGUUUAAAAAUGAUUGAUUAAUAAUGCACCUGGAAGUUUGCACUUAACUGUAAAAUUGAUUGAGGUCUCGACGGUCAGUUCCGUUUGCUUCCUGGAAUGUCAGCUGUGUGUGUCGUCCUCUUUACCGUGGGCUGUUCUUAUUCAUAUUUUACCUUGUUUUCAAUUGGCUUUGAAAGAUUGAGUUCGGUAUAAAAUGUUCUAUCAUUUCAUAAAUCUGUGGUGCUAAUAAAGGGGUCCUGUUGACGAAUCAUGUCACGAAUACUCUUUAAUGUCUUCUGUACCUGCAUGCUCAGUAAUUAAUAGGACUUCAUGGGAGGCUGAAGUGGUUCAUAUGUAAGUGUAUCCAUCUUCCAUUUUUUUCUUUAUGUUGACUUGUCUCAACUUGAAUAAAAUAUUGUUUCUUAAAAAGGAAAAACCACUAAAAUAUGUCUUAAUGACUAACGCAAAUACAGUGUGAUAAAUGUGUAAAAAAAGAAAAGCACGAAAACAAAAUGCUCUUAACAAGCAAGAAAUUGAAAAAAUUGUCACAAAGGAAGAAUACAGCAAUAUUUGGAAUUAAAGUGAGGCCAGUGUUAUAUUAUCACACUGUGUUGGAGUUCCAUUUUGGUAAUAUCUAAAGAAUUGUGCCCUGUAUAAAUAUACUGAAACAUACCAGUCAUGGGAUCUUGUGUAUUUCUGUUAGGCUCUACCCCCCUGUGGGUAACUUUUUUUUUUUUUUUUGGGGUUAAAUUUGUAGUGUUUACAAUUCUAUUUUGACUGUGACCUCAAUGCUGUUAUACUACUGCAUAUUAUUGCCUGUUGAUUAAACAUAUUUUUGAGACAUGACUAUCCCAGCAUGCUUCAUUUCCUUUGCAGGCAAUGUGGUGUCGUCUUGUAUAACUCUAAUACCACGGUCAAAAGAAGGCGCUUUGGAACAGGA
Scleropages formosus (Asian bonytongue) is the source of this 1797-nucleotide messenger RNA. RefSeq names its product peptidylprolyl isomerase Fa (gene ppifa). Lineage: Eukaryota; Metazoa; Chordata; Actinopteri; Osteoglossiformes; Osteoglossidae. The transcript is spliced from 6 exons. The record is from RefSeq and is a predicted model, not a curated record. Gene Ontology annotation, molecular function: cyclosporin A binding; peptidyl-prolyl cis-trans isomerase activity. Gene Ontology annotation, biological process: protein peptidyl-prolyl isomerization; protein folding. Gene Ontology annotation, cellular component: cytoplasm. The coding region runs from base 144 to 716 and encodes 190 amino acids.